This is a messenger RNA of Acinonyx jubatus (cheetah), 4820 nucleotides long. Its product is annotated as olfactory receptor-like protein DTMT. The record is from RefSeq and is a predicted model, not a curated record. Bases 1089 to 2045 code for a protein of 318 amino acids. Gene Ontology annotation, cellular component: membrane. The transcript has a single exon. Gene Ontology annotation, molecular function: G protein-coupled receptor activity; olfactory receptor activity. Gene Ontology annotation, biological process: G protein-coupled receptor signaling pathway. NCBI's taxonomy places the organism in Eukaryota, Metazoa, Chordata, Mammalia, Carnivora, Felidae.
UCUGGAGGCAAGAAAUUGUGACGUUCAAGUCCAGCAUUUUUGGAGAGGUGAGUGUGAGUGCCACAGUGGGACCAGGUGAAGCUGGUGGAAGUAGGCCAGGGUCAGGUCAUGAAGCACCUUUUGUGCCUUUGAAAGGAAUUUUGCCUUUAUCUUAAGAGCAAUGAGAAUCUAUGAAGACUUUAGGGAGAAUGAUGAUCAGAUUUUCAUCUUAUAAUGCCACAGUGCAAACAAAGGAUAUUAAAGAAGAUCAUUCAAGCAUGGAUGCAGGGAGAUGAGUGAAGAGGCUGUUCCAAUAUUGCAGACAUGAUGUUAGCCCAGCCAGGGUAGUGAUGGUGGAGAUAAGGAGUGGAUGCAUGAGAAAGAGAUUUACAUGGCAGCAUCUUAAGGAUGUGUUGACAGAUUGGAUAUUGAUAAUGAGAGAAAGGAGGGAAUGAAAGAGAACUCAGGUGUACGACUGGUACACCUGGAUUCCUUUUUACUGAGCUAUGGGGACCUACAGGGGGAGGGAAUUGGGAUUGGGAGAUGGCCAGGGUAACAUCAUAUGUUUCUUUUGGGAUCUGCUGAGCUUUAAAUGCAUGUGAUAAGUCUCAGGGAAGAUAAUCCUUAAGUAACUAGGUUACAAAGUCACCUACACCUGAGGAUUAAAUGGUUAUCAAAUCCAUUAGAGUAGAUGAGUUUUUCUUGGUGGUAUAUGUAGCAUUGUAAGAGAAUAGUGUUGAGGAGAAAGCCCUGGAACAUCAACAUGAAGAGAUUGACAAAACAGAAAUCAAUCAGAGUUACGGAGGAUGCCUGGUCAGGUAGAUAUGAGGAAAACCAAUAUAUGUGUCUCAGAAGGUAAUGGAUAAGAUUGUUUUAUAAAAGUUGAGAUAUUGUCACAUGUUAAAGAGAAGUAAAGAAAAGUCAUUUCCAAUCAUAGACAUUCUGACUGUAGAGAUUUGGAGUAUAGGAAUGGUAAUUAUUGUGAUGAGAGUGAUGUAAAGUAUCUUUGCAGAGCACCCAGCAGGCCAUGUAUCAUAGAAAUAUGUUCAUUUUUAAAUUCAGGUUUUAAUGGACACUAUAAUUUCUUCCUAAAAUGCUGAAGACAGAGCAUGACAGGAAAGAAUCAAACUGUUGUCUUAGAAUUCCUCCUCCUGGGCCUGCCCAUCAAGUCAGAGCUGCGAGACCAGUUCUAUGCCCUGUUCCUGCUCAUGUAUGUUACCACCAUCCUGGGGAACCUGCUCAUCAUCGUUCUCAUUCGCCUGGACUCCCGCCUCCACACGCCCAUGUACUUGUUUCUCAGUAACUUGUCCUUCUCUGACCUCUGCUUCUCCUCUGUCACAAUGCCCAAUCUGCUGCAGAACAUGCAGAGCCGGGUCCCGUCCAUCCCCUAUGCCGGCUGCCUGACCCAGAUGUACUUCUUCCUAUUUUUUGGAGACCUGGAGAGCUUCCUCCUGGUGGCCAUGGCCUAUGACCGCUAUGUGGCCAUCUGUUUCCCCCUGCACUACACCACCAUCAUGAGCCCCAAGCUCUGUCUCUCCUUGGUGGUGCUGUCCUGGGUGCUGACUACUGCCCAUGCCAUGUUGCACACCCUGCUCAUGGCCAAGUUGUCCUUCUGUGCCGACAACAUAAUCCCCCACUUUUUCUGUGACAUGUCUGCUCUGCUGAAGCUGGCCUGCUCUGACACUCGAAUCAAUGAGUUGGUGAUAUUUAUCAUGGGAGGGCUCAUUCUCGUCAUCCCAUUCCUACUCAUUGUCAUGUCUUAUGCACGGAUUGUGUCCUCCAUCCUCAGGGUCCCUUCUGCCAGGGGCAUCCGCAAGGCCUUCUCCACCUGUGGCUCCCACCUCUCUGUGGUGUCUCUCUUCUACGGGACAAUCAUUGGCCUCUACUUGUGCCCUUCAGACAACAAUUCUACUGUUAAGGAGACUGUCAUGGCCGUGAUGUACAAUGUGGUCACCCCUAUGCUGAAUCCCUUCAUCUACAGCCUGAGGAAUCGGGACAUAAAAGGAACCUUAGGAAGAGUAUGUUCCAAAUGGACGAUUCAGCUUUCUCUGGGACAGGGACUCUAAAGACUAAUGUAUGUUUUCAAGCAGUAGGCAUAAUAUUGACAAUGAGUAGUAUUCCGUAAAGUCUAGUAAGCACCAAGCUAAUGCAGCCCAGGGGGUUUUCUCAUUGUCACUAGGGGUGGGUCCAUCUCACAUCCUGGGUUUACCACAGAAUCUGGGGGGUGAUGUAGCACAAGGACUGACAUGUAGUGGACACUUGGCAAUUAUUAUUCAAAUUUGAAUAUAUAUCACUCUAACGCUAGUGUUUACUGCACUCAGAGAAAGUACAGUAGUUCCUAAUUCUCUAAUAAAUAAAUCCAAAUUUCUCAGCCCCUUCAGUGCUUUGCUUCUGCCAAACAUGUUUAUUUCAUGAAGAAUGUCUUCCAGUUUAUUAUGUACUUCUUUUGUAAUUUUUUACUCUCCAAGGAUCAUCAUUUAUUCCAUUGCUUACCUAUUUAUUUAGUUUUUAAUUUUCAUUUCAGGUGUUGGUUGAUUCACCACUUUAAUGAUCAUACUCGAAAUUUUUUUUUCCUUUGAUUUACCAAUCACUUGUCAGUUAAUGACAGACUCCUUCUUUUGAUAAUAUCUAUAUUUUGGAUGAAAAUUUCUCUUUUGAAUUAAAAUCAUAUUAUAUGGAAUGAGCCAUAUGAUUCUCUUACGAAUUGUUUAAUUUAUAGACAGUAAAAUGGUGGCCCAUACAUAGCCUAAAGUAGCACAAAUAGUGACAGAGGGCUAGAAUCUAUUUAUGACCCCCAGGUAGAUUUUUAUCCUUUGAAAUAUUACAUUGAAAUUAUGUGAUGCUUUCUUUGUUUACUUCUUUUCAAGUAUAUUUUAAGUGUCUUGAAGACAGGUGCUCUCUUAUCUCUUCAAUGACUACUUCAGUGCCUUGUACUUGCUAGAUGGACAAUAAUAACUGAUUUGAUUUGAAUACAUUUUCAUAUGUUUCUUGAAAUUAAAGUGUGCCUUAAAAAAAACACCUUUUAAAAGAAGUCUUCCUAAUAAUGCCAACUUUGACUUCCUUUCUUCUUCAAAAAUUUUUAUUGACUACAAAAAGAAUACAUUCUCACUGGAAAAUUAUCCAAACAACAAAGAAAUAAAUAAUAAAGUGGAAUGGAAGGUUCCCCCAAAUUCUGCCCUCUCCCAUAAAAGCAGUUAGAAGUUGGGGAAUAUUCUAUGUACAUAGAUAAUUUCUGUGUAGACUAACAUUACAUAUAAUAGCAUUAAAUUAUACACACCAUUUUCUCAGGUUGUUAUAUAAAAUAUAUUUUGAAUUCAUCAUUUCAUAUAAAGACAUAUAAUGAUCUUAGAAUCUAUACAGUGCUUGUUGAAUGGAUGCAUUUACUAUAAUUUAUUUAAAUAAUCUUUUUGGUAACCACUUGGGUUGUUUUCAGUUUUUUAUGAUUUUGAACAAUACUUCAAUUUUAUUUCCUCAUCCAUGCGUUUCCUUGUGGACUUAUGCUGUGUUUCUAAGGACACAUUCUUAGAAAUGGGUGUACUAGAUCAAAGGAUAUGAACAGGUUAUAAUUGGGUAGAAGUUGUCAAAUUGCCUCCCAGGAAUUCUGCUAAGGUAAACUCCUUCCAAAAGUGAAUGAGAGUGACUGGUUCUUUACAUGUUCCCAACUCUGGAUUUUUUGUUCUCAAAAUAUCCAUCAAAAUAUGAUAUUUUACUAUUUUUAAAUUGAAUCUUUGUAUGUAUCAGUGAGCUCAGACAUCUCUUUAUACUGAUUAGCUACUUUUCCUUGUGCAUGUCCUUAGCCUUGAGUCGAUUUUCUUUUUUCUUACGAUCACAUUAUCUAUCUUGUAGGCAACACUUCCCUCAGUCUGUUAUUCAUCUUUUGAACUUGGUAGUGAUGUGUUUUUCCCUUACUAAGAUCAUAAACUUCAAAGUAGACAAAUAAGUUGAUUUUUACUUCAUGAUUUUUUUCUUCCACAUGCUUGGAAAUGGCUUUUCUAUCCCCAAAUUAUUAUUAUUAUCUCAUUCUUUUUUCUAGCUCUUGUACAGUGUUAGUUUCCACAUCUCUAUGCUUGAUCCACCCAAAAUUUUGUUUAAGGCCAACUGUCCUUUUUCUUUUUUCCCCUUCCUCAGCAAGUGAGUUGUCUCCACCUUCACAGGUAUAAAAAACUACCUUUACAAUGUCUUAAGUGCUCACAUAUACUUCCUGGGCUUAUUAUAUUAUUAUUAUUAUUAAUAAUAUUAUUCAUUUCUGGACUUAUUAUAUUGAUGCCAUACUAUGUAUAACAGUACAUUUUAAGUACCUUGUGUGACAAGCCCUCUUCUAUAUUCUUCUCUUCCAAUACUUUCCUGACACAUUUAUCCUUUCAGAUAUACUUUAGAUCUAUUUUAUUAAAUUACAAUUUAAAAAAUCUGUUGGGAAAUUAACUUGAGUUACACCGAAUUAUUACAUUGAUUUGUGAAUUAGAGUUGGCUAUUUGUACAGUUGUCUUACAAACUAUAAAUAAUGAAUACCUUUCUAUUUAUUCCAGGUUUUCAUUUCUUAGUUGAAUUUUGUAGGUGUCUUAACUUAGUAUAUUAUUACAGAUUACUUUCUACAUUUAGUCCUAGGUAUUUUACAUUGAAAAAAAAAAGUGGGAGGGGGUCACUAUUGUGUUUUUAGACAAGUAAUUUUUUUGUACAUAAAAGAGUUACUGAUUGUCUUGUAUAUCAUUUAAAAAAUAUUACACCUUACUAAAUUCUCUUAUUGUUUUCUAAUAAGGAUUUCAGUUACCUAUCUUGGGUACUGAAGAUACACAAAGUUAACAUCAGUAUUGGUAAGUAUGCAUAUUUCUUUCAAAUACUUA